AUGCAUCGAAACCGAGUCACUCAUCCAGAAUGCAAACCAAUUAGCACUAGCUUCACCUCCGAAUCGAAGCCGGAUGUCAAGUCCAUGCUUCAUCGCGCCGUGCACCCGAACGCUAAGUUUGAGGCGUGUGUGACGUGGUUUGGAUGUAUCAUUGGCUGCAGUUAUUUGAUUCUUUUGGUCACGUGCGCGUUUCUGAACGUCGCCUUGAUUUUGUGGCCAUUAACGUUGCUGCGUCGGUGUUGCAAUCUGUCGAUCCGUACUAUUCGCCCAGUGUUUUGCUUUUUAGAAGAUAAAUUCUUCUCCAUGUCGAGUGGUUUAUUGGAACUUGUGGGAGGCGUCCGACUCGUCGUGACGGGGGACGAGGAACUGCAGUUUCAACCCCAAGACCACGUACUGCUAAUAUGUAAUCACCGCAGUGAAGUGGAUUGGAUCUUUCUUUGGAACCUAGCUCUACGACUUGGUGUGCACGACCGUAUCCGUAUCAUAAUGAAGAGUGUGAUUCGACACGGUCCCGGUGUGGGGUGGGCCAUGAUGUUGCUCGAAUACCCGUACAUCAAUCGAAACUGGAGUACGGACCAGAAGAGAUUGACUAAUUUCAUUGCGUCGUACAAGGAAGUGGAUAUGGGCUCAUGGCUGGCGAUGUUCCCAGAAGGAACGGCGUUAUAUGACAAGACGCUACAAAAAAGUCGCGACUUUGCUGUGAAACAGGGAAAAAGUACUUGGAACUUUGUCUUGCAGCCAAGAGUCAAAGGAUUCAAAUUGUGCAUGGAGAAGCUGGAUCCAGAGUACGUCGUGGAUCUUACAAUUGCAUACCCAGAGCUCAUGGAUGGAAUUCGACCGUCUCCGAUGCGAUUCGCUAAAGGACAGUACCCGAUGGAGGUGCACAUGCACGUGAAACGAUAUCAUCGGUCAGCGUUAGCAAAGCACAAGGAACACAUGGAUUGGUGGCUCAAGGACCGCUUUGCAGAGAAGGAGGAACGUCUCCGGCAUUUUUACGAGACUGGCGCGUUUGACGGUAAGCCAUAUGUGCGGCAGAAGCUUCCUAUGUGGAGCUCGGUGGUGCCGGGCAUAGCUUUCAAUUUGGGGCUGUGCUGCUUAGCGCUUUACCUAUUGCUUAACCAUCGUAUGGUCACGGCUACAUGGUUCACACUCACUACAAUGCUCUCCGUGCACCAAGCCCGUAGCUUUGGGAGCUAG
This is a messenger RNA of Peronospora farinosa, 1197 nucleotides long. The record is from the annotation of a GenBank genome assembly. NCBI's taxonomy places the organism in Eukaryota, Oomycota, Peronosporomycetes, Peronosporales, Peronosporaceae.